This is a messenger RNA of Cyphellophora europaea CBS 101466, 2007 nucleotides long. RefSeq lists its product as uncharacterized. Gene Ontology annotation, molecular function: ATP binding; RNA binding. Lineage: Eukaryota; Fungi; Ascomycota; Eurotiomycetes; Chaetothyriales; Cyphellophoraceae. The record is from RefSeq and is a predicted model, not a curated record. The transcript has a single exon. Bases 1 to 2007 code for a protein of 668 amino acids. Gene Ontology annotation, cellular component: intracellular anatomical structure; catalytic step 2 spliceosome.
AUGGACAACGAGGAGAUUCUUGAUUUUCUUCGUCAGCCAGCGGCUCUGCUUCCUAUCUCGCAACACAAGCAGAGUAUCCUGUACGCGAUUGAGACGACUCACUUUACCAUCAUAGUCGGUGAGACUGGUAGCGGUAAGACGACGCAGAUCCCGCAAUUCCUCCAACAAGCAGGUUGGUGUAAAGAUGGCAAGGCUAUCGCCAUCACGCAGCCACGACGUGUGGCAGUAACCUCGGUGGCCGCCCGUGUUGCGCAGGAAAUGCGGUGUACCGUUGGAGAGGUAGUGGGUUAUUCUAUUCGCUUCGAAGAUGUAACGUCCUCUCGUACGAAGAUCAAGUUCCUGACAGAUGGUAUGCUGCUACGAGAAGCGCUCGUCGACCCAUUGCUUUCCCGCUAUUCUGUCAUCAUGGUCGAUGAGGCUCAUGAAAGGUCACUCAGCUCCGAUAUACUCCUUGGACUACUCAAGAAGAUCAAGAAGCGUCGACCAGAACUCCGUGUCAUCAUUAGCAGCGCAACUCUCGAUGCAGAAAGAGUGGCAGCCUUCUUCCAGGAUAAUGAUGAUGAUGCUGACUCCACCGACAACAACGCUACCAUCUCCCAAUGCCGCAUAAUCAGCAUUGAAGGACGCACCCACCCCGUGGACAUUAUGUACUCAAAUGUUGCUGCUGAGAACUAUGUCGAUACAGCGGUCGAGACUGCUUUUCAUAUCCACAGCCAGGAGCCUCUUUCAGGUGACAUUCUGAUGUUCCUCACUGGGCGCGAAGAGAUCCAUGAUGCUGUUCAAAAGCUGUCAGAGCGAGCGGCGACCCUUUCCGCAAGCGCUCAGGCUCUCCAGCCUCUGCCGCUCUAUGCCGGCCUGACCACGGCCGAGCAGAUGUACAUCUUCUCCCCGGCAGCAGAGAACACGAGAAAGUGCAUCGUCUCUACCAACAUCGCCGAAGCCUCUGUUACUGUGCCUGGCAUUGUCCAUGUCAUCGAUUGUGGGUUUGUCAAACUUCGUGCCUACUCUCCUACCACCGGCAUUGACGCUCUGGCAAUCACUCCAGUAUCGCAAGCAAGCGCAACCCAGCGAGCCGGUCGUGCUGGCAGGACGAAGCCUGGCAAAUGCUAUCGAUUGUAUACACAAUCAGCAUUUGCAGCCUUGUCAGAGACUACGCCCCCAGAGAUACAGCGCUCAAACUUGGCUCCGUUAGUAUUGCAAUUGAAAGCACUCGGCAUCGACAACAUUAUCCGCUUCCCGUUUCUCUCUCCACCUCCAGCGCAACUGUUGGUCCGUGCCUUUGAGCUACUAUACUCUCUUGGUGCUGUGGACGACUACGCGAAACUUACCUCUCCUCUUGGUUCCCGAAUGGCUGAACUUGCAGUUCCUCCGAUGAUGGCAAAAUGUUUGCUCUCGGCCAAUACAAAGACAUUUAACUGCUUGUCCGAGAUGCUUAGCAUUGCAGCUAUGACGUCUUUGCAGGGCAAUGUCUGGUUUCAUCACGAGGGCCAGAAGAAAGCAAUGGAAGCAUCGAGGCGCAAAUUUGCUGCAGAAGAAGGCGAUCACUUGACAUUACUCAACGUCUUCCAAGCCUUCGUGACGAAGGGCAAGAAGGAGGCAAAGUGGUGCCGGGACCAUCAUCUGAACCACAAAUCGCUCUCGCGAGCAGUUAGUAUUCGAGCACAACUCAGACGAUACCUUGAGAGGUUGGGCAUAAAAAUUGACGACUCAGGACCUGCACACCAGGCCAAAACCAACGGUGCUGAGAAAGCGACCGCUGUUCUGAAGUGUCUUACAAGCGGUUUCUUCAGUCAGGCGGCAAAGAUGCAACCAGAUGGGAGCUUCAGGUCCGCUGCUGGGAACGUCACUCUGUAUGCCCACCCAACCUCCCUCAUGUUCAAUCGCAAAGCCGAGUACGUCAUCUUCCACGAGCUUCUCGAGACAGGAGAGAAAAUCUAUAUCAAAGACCUCAGCAAGAUUGAAAGGCCAUGGCUUGUUGAAUACGGACAUGGUUACUACACCGCCUGA